UUAUUUUGUUCAUUUGUUUUGUUAAAUGUUGCAUUAUUUUAUAGAAUUUCCUUUGUUACGGUUGAAGUGACAAUUAGAUAACCAAUUCUUUGUUCCAAGAGGUUAACAGUAUUUGGGCUAAAACUGAAAAUGAAUUAUUUGAUUAAACUGCCGAAAGAGUUGUUGACGCGUUUAAAAACUGUGCUAGAGUCAGGGAGUGUGGGGAACGCUUCAUCGUCUGAUGAAGAAUUGGAGCAGUGGGAGCAGAUAUUCAUGAUGCGAGAUGAGAAUGGAAAUAGUUACAAUGAUAAGAGAAAGAAACGAAGCAUUUGGUGUCGCCCCUCCUGCAUACCAGUAUCGAUAGUGAUUGUUCUAAUAGUGCUGGUAGUAUUGGUGCCGUUGCUUGACCAGCCCAACGUGGUGCAGUUGGCCACUCCCAGCACUCCCGUCGCUUUGCAUUGCUCAGAUGAGUGUAGGUUAUCUUUAGUUGAGAGUAUACCGGAGGGCCAUAUGUACCCUCCCAACAUGACACACCUUCCCACAAAAAAUGUGUGGUUAGAUUUAAUAGAUGAAGCUCAAGCAUCUAUAGAAAUAGCAUCCUUUUACUGGAGUCUUAGGUUUAAUGAAGAAUAUCCAUAUAAUUCCUCAAUUGAGGGUGAGCAAGUGUUCCAAGCUUUAUAUGCUGCCGGGUCAAAGCGAAAUAUUAAUCUGAGAAUUGCUCAAAAUUGGCCCACUAAGUUAUAUCCUAAUAUAGAUACAGAAUAUUUAGUUAAGAAGAAAGCUGCACAGGUGCGGAGUUUAAAUUUCUCAAAGCUCCUCGGGAAUGGUGUAUUGCACACCAAAUUUUGGAUUGUAGAUAGAACACAUUUUUACAUUGGUAGUGCCAACAUGGACUGGCGGUCUCUAACACAGGUGAAAGAGCUGGGUAUAGUCGCCUACAAUUGUUCCUGUCUUGCCACGGAUCUGGGCAAGAUAUUUGACGUUUAUUGGAGUCUAGGAGCCCCGGAUGCUGUUGUCCCAGACAGCUGGCCUGCUGAUCUGGCGACAGACAUCAACAUCGCCCACCCCAUCAACAUCACUGACUCGCAGCGAGCGUACGGCGCCUACAUUACGAGUUCCCCGCCUCCUUUCAAUCCAUCGGGCCGCACAAACGACGACGACGCGAUAGUCUCCAUAAUGGAAACUGCUGAGGAGUUCAUCUACAUAUCGGUCAUGGACUACGCCCCUGCUCUCGAGUUUGCUCCUAAGUUAAAAUUCUGGCCGAAGAUAGACGACGCUAUUCGCCGCGCGGCUCUUGAGCACCGCGUCAAAGUGAAAAUGUUGAUCAGUUGGUGGAAACACUCGCACGCGUCCGAAGUGUACUUCCUGCGGUCCCUGAUCGCACUCACGCAGUCUUACCCCAGAGUGGACAUACAGAUAAAACGUUUCGUCGUGCCUUCUACACCGGACCAAGAGAAGAUCCCCUUCGCUCGAGUGAACCACAAUAAAUACAUGGUGACUGACAGAACUGCUUACAUCGGCACUUCCAAUUGGUCCGGGGAUUAUUUCGUAGACACUGCGGGCGUCGCGUUCGUAUUCCAGGACGAGUCCCAUGGAAUGUUCCAGAACAUAUCGCAGGACAUUAGGAAGGAACUCCAAGAGGUCUUCGAGAGAGAUUGGACUUCCCCCUACGCUGUUCCCAUGAGGUUAUAGCGACCUACUAGAAGUAUAUAAAUAUACUCUUUAUCAACUUGUAUUAAUUAAGCCACCCACUUGCAAUAAAUUUGCUAAAUCUCGAUUUCACUAAAACUAAUUUUAUCUCAUACAAUAACUCAAAUCUAGAUUUAAAAAUUGAAAUUAUUGUCGGGACUAAAUCUACUUCUAGAUAUAUCCAGAAUUUAGCAAAUUUGCUGCAAUUGGACCUAAAACUGUUUUUCGUUUUUCCAAAGAUUUGGAACACGAAAUGUGGUCUAUAGUCGAAUAAUCUUGCUCAAGUUGUAUGAUACUGUCGCUUUUGUGAUAACCUAAUAACGCAUAGUUUUCUUUAUGUCAAUAGCUUCAUUAGUUUUGAAUAUGUUUAGUUGAUUUGCAGAUUUGAUCGGAAUAAAUGUAAGGUAAACAAGUAUUGUAAGUUCGGCUGUGUUCAAAGAAUUAGUAAAAAAUAUAUAUAUUAGUUUUCGGCAAUAUAUUUUAGUGAAAUGUGCCAAUCUCUUGUUAAAUAAAAAUUUUGAUGUUUGCACGCUAUUCGACUAUAGAUGUAAUGUCGUUUAGUGAUAUCACUUGUAAAUAUACUCUAAUCUUAUCAUGAUAUUAUUAAUGGAGUAGGAUUGAAUUUCUUUUGGCAAAUAUUAUUAAACAUCUUCCUACAAGUCUUGAUUUUAAAUCUCUCGGUGUGUACUUGAUGUUUAUGUUAAAAAUUGAACACAGUUUAAAGUUUGAGAAUGUAGGUGAGAUACUUUGUAUGUUUUUAUGACUUGUUCCUUUUUAUAUGAAUAGCUUUUUUUAAACUUACGAAAUCUUGUACAAAAUACUUAAAUGCUAUUUUUUAUCUAUAAUAAUGAAUGAGUAUUAGUAGAGUAAGGGGUCUUUAUUAUGACAUCUUUGUUUUGGCAUGGUAAGUAUAGAGAGAAGCUUUUAAAGAAGACCUUCGAUAUUUUCUCAAUUUUGUACCUUGGUACAACUUAUUUAAAAAAAAACUUAAAAUUGUACUUAAAUAUAUAAAAAGACUCAUUUAAAAAUCACAAUAAAUUACAGCUAUUACUAUCGGUUUAAAUUUAUUUCCUUGAUUGUGAUUGGUAGUAUCAAAAUCACGUAAUUUCCAUAGCCACUUGUUGCCAACUUAAAGAUGUACGUGUCGCCAUUAGUUUAAAUUUUUGAACAACAUUUUUAUCGAACUCUAUUAUAUUUUGGAUGUAUUCGGCAUAUUUUUCUACACACUAAUGCAUGAUGAUACUUGAGGUACAAAAUAAGGCAGAGUUGUAUGGAGAAAAGAAUGGAUUUUUCCUCCGAAUUUAAUUAACGUAUAGGAAAUUGUCAAGAAAGAUUUACAUAGAAAAGAAAUAGUGAAAAAUUGCAGAGCAAUUUAAAACUACUGGGCAAUAUGAUCCAAAUUGAUUUAUCUUAUUAUCACGGAAUUAUUUCACUACAAUCGACUCAUCCAUCACAGAUGGUAUAAAUACCGAAAAACUUUUUGAGCAAAAGCACAAACAAAUAAACUUGCGCAGUGGACGUGUUUGCAUGUAAAAUUGCUACUGCGCAGGUUUCCUUGUCUAUGGUCGUUGCUCUCUAAGUUUGCCGGGGUGUUUAUUGAACAUUGACGAUUAAUUCGCUCACCAUGCCAAAACUUAACUUAAACUUGACUUUAAACAAAUUGCCAUAUUUAUCGUAUGACAGUCGUGUGCCUUCGAUUUUGUAUAAUGUAUGUGUGGAUAAAUCUCGAUUCUAAACUUGAUGUCUUAUAUCUUAUAUCUUGAUGUUAUAUCUUUGCGCAUUCGAUGCGAAUUCUAUUGUUAAUAAAUUAUAUGUCGCGAUCAAACGACGAAUAAAUGAUGUUGUACAGACAGCCAUAAUGUCAAGUUAUUCAAAUUAGUCUUUAUACGUCUUAAUAUAAGAUUCAUUAUCGAUUUAUUGAUUUGAUCUGUUUUAGCUAUUAAAACCUGUGCACUUGGUUUUUUUUUCUACGUGCAAUUUACGUUUAAUUCCAAUUUACUUAUACACGGUGAAUUUUGAGUGAGACGAACUUCUUAGUAAUCCAUGGAUUUGUAGGAAGGCCAAAGGAGAUUUUCUCUCCGAGCUGGGUGAUGGUAGCUCGGGGGCCGCGGCCCGUGUUAUGUCGGUCGGGCAUUGUAUAUAUGGAGUGUUAGCCUCCGAAUUUCUCUUGCGCGAUGUAGGCUUCCAUACGUUGUGAGCGCAGUGCCGGCACCGCCAUGUCUUGAGGAUGGCGAGUGACUAUUUUUCCAUGUUGAUUAUAUGUGGGGCAUGUAGAUGUCGCCGCCACAGAUUCAGCGUGCGGGUGCCGGGUCCAUCGUGUGGGAGAUAGAAAAACUUUGAGCUGUUCCCGAGACUUGCGACCCAGGGGGUCAAUCGCCUAACGGGAUUGCUAUGGCUACCGAAGGUUUUCAAAUGCCUCGCGCUCUUUUUUAAAAAAAUGAGCGUGAGGUACUCGAAAGCCCUAAACGGUCAGAAAUAACAAAAUGAUUUCGUAAGCGGUAGCGAUAGCCAUAGCAAUUCUGUUAGGCGAUUGGCCCCCUGGUGUAGGUUUAAGGAGGCCCCCUUUAAGAUGCGCAUCAACGCUCACCUUCACUUAUCGAGUUGCCCGCCCUUCCUAGCCAAAUAUGCUAUUUAACAAGUUUUAGAAAACGAUCUCACGUUAUUAACUAAUAUAUAAAGAGUUCAUAAAAAGGAUGGAUAUUUUAAAUUCUGUUACGUAAUUCAGUUUAAAAAACUCAUUUAGAAAUUCAAUAUUCAAGGCGCGAAAACGUUUAUCUGGCGUCUACAUUAUGGCGUCUCACUAGUGUUUGACGUCACACUACUGUCAUUAAAACGUCAAACGAUACAUUGUAAUGUCACUUUGGCGGGAAGUUUACUAGCGUGUGACAUCAUUUUGAUCUUGGCCAAUCCCAGCCGUUUUCGAUCACGUGACCAUGGAGAAAAAAAAUAAUGAUUUUAAAGAAAAGUUAUUAUUUGUUCCUUCAAAAUAGUAUAAUCUCCGCUAAUAUUAAGUACAGAUGCCAACAAUUGGUACAUUAUUUUUCAUACUGUCAAAUAGUCUAUUUGAUAAGGAACCUGUUAGCGCAGCCUUAGUUACUGGUUCCAAAAUUGAACUUCCUGCAGUCCUCGACAGGCCUAGGUCUUUUAGAAGGUCAUAGAGAGAUUUUGCUGGUAUACCUCUCGCUCCUACUUCUACCGCAUACAAAUUAACUAUAUAUCCAUUUUUGAGUUAGUUCAUUGGUUAGAUCGUAAUAUUUUUUCAAUUUUAUUAUGUGGUCUUUUGGAAUGUUAGUUUCCCACGGUACAGUAAGCUCUAUUAGUACUAUAUGUUUGAUGUGUGAAAAGAGGAAUAUGUCCGGCCUGUAUGACGAAACACCAAUAUCCUCUGCUAUUUUAAAGGGCUUUUCAUACGUAUCAAUUAAAAUAGUCCAGUCAUGUGCAGUACCUAGGAUAGAGAAAGGUUUGGAGUUAACAGUUGAGCCUUCUUUUAUAAACUUAAUUUGUUUUUUUAUUUGUGGGUAAUCCUUUUUGGGCUCUAGCUACUGCAAGACUUGCUGCUUCACGUAUGACCUCAAGAACUCUACCGUAGCGAUGUGAGUGAUCAUCGACCCCUAUCAAGGAACACCUUGCAACCUACCAAUAUGUGCCUAGCAGUACCUAUUGCCUCACCAAAAGUAUAGCGAUGUUUCAGAGGUUUUCCCCCAUUUUACUAGGUUACUCUGGUUUGGGAGGGUCAAUUUGGCAAAGGCAUUGAGAUAAAAUUUUAGUAGAGCAGGAGACCAAUCAUGUAGUAAAGUGCGCCACUUCAGAGCUAUUGGAAUACGGAACUCUCCUAUGGUUAUCCACUCACUUUGCAUUUCCAAUUUGAUUGCGUGUACUUUUCAUUUUCGUCUUAUUGUAGGAAAUAUUUUAUUAUGUCUCGAUCCACCAUUUUCUUUGCGGAACCCAGCCCGACUCUAUGAAAUUGUACACCUGCAGAAUCUUAUGAACCUGUGCAAAUGAGAAACUUAAAAAUCGUUUAAGAAAAGUAAUGCGAACAGUAAAUGUUAACAAAUAAACUUACUACAUCCCCAUACAAAAAUAUUGAUUUAUACCGCUUACAAAAUAUCCUAAAACGGCGCAAAUUUGUAAAAAACAUACCUAGGUAUUUAAUAUAACCUAAAUAGUUGUCUGAAUUAGCUAGUAAAGGUUCUCAGGCAACUCAAAAUUCACGGUGUUAUACAUUGCAGUCUUCAACUUUGGCAUAGUAGAUGCGACGAUGACAACACGUAGAAAAAUACCGGUGUAUUUAGAUCAUUAGCAAUUUACUCGAUUCUUGCUAUAAUAAGUGAUAUUCUUAUCUAAAGAUUUCCAAUACGACGGAAAGAAAUUCCUGGAGCAUUCUUAAUGAAAAUGUAUGCAACUCUUUUUUUGUUUGACCCACUAAAUAAUUUUUCUUUGAGAUUAAGAUUUCUGAUGUGUACUUUUUCCAGGAUUCUAUAUCAUGAAAGAUAAAUAAAUAUUUGUUUCUUUAACUGAACUUUUUCGAAAAACAGGCAAAGUAGUCAAACUAUUUACCUUCUACAGUGCAAAAUGUUAAAAUAAAUCGAUCUUUUAAUUUUGUAAAUAAAGUUACGCACUCUUCUA
Messenger RNA from Chilo suppressalis (striped riceborer), 6294 nucleotides. The record is from the annotation of a GenBank genome assembly. NCBI's taxonomy places the organism in Eukaryota, Metazoa, Arthropoda, Insecta, Lepidoptera, Crambidae.